UAUUGACGGUUUUAAAUCCAGCACCAGCUGUUGAAAAUCUAGAUGAAGAAUUUUUUAGAAACUGUGAUAUUUUCUGCCCAAAUGAAACAGAGGCAGAAUUGUUGACAAGUCUACCUGUAACUAAUGUUGAAGAAGCUAAAAGGGCUUCGCUUGUACUCUUGGAUAAAGGCUGUUCAAAAGUUAUCAUAACCCUCGGAGUUCAAGGGUCAGUAUUGACUUUGAGGGAUACAAGAACUCCAGUACAUAUUCCUGUAAAGCAAGUAAAGGCGUUGGAUUCCACG
Messenger RNA from Anneissia japonica, 281 nucleotides. Its product is annotated as ribokinase-like. The annotation marks the transcript as partial. The record is from RefSeq and is a predicted model, not a curated record. NCBI's taxonomy places the organism in Eukaryota, Metazoa, Echinodermata, Crinoidea, Comatulida, Comatulidae. The transcript is spliced from 2 exons. Gene Ontology annotation, molecular function: kinase activity.